UUCGCUUCUCGAAGAAAUCAAGAGAGACGACGAGGUGGUUUGGAUUUUGUACGAAGAGAGGUCUCUCGGGUAAAAUCUCGGCUGCUAUUUUGGCGCGAUUUUCACUCUUUAUUUUCUCGGUUUUCUUUUUCUUCUUCAGUUCUUCUUGAUCAAUUGGUCUCCUGCCAGCGCCCGUUUCUUACAAAAAAA
Messenger RNA from Linum tenue, 189 nucleotides. The record is from the annotation of a GenBank genome assembly. NCBI's taxonomy places the organism in Eukaryota, Viridiplantae, Streptophyta, Magnoliopsida, Malpighiales, Linaceae.